AUGCAAUUCAAAUUCUUAGCUCCUCUUGCCCUUGCUGGUUCCGCUGUUGCCGGUUUCUCUAACGACACCACCGUCACUGAAGUCGUCACUGCUCUCACCACCUACUGCCCAGAAGCUACUACCAUUGUUACCAACGGUAAGACUUACACUGUCACCAGUGCUACCACUUUGACCAUCACUGACUGCCCAUGUACCAUUGUCCACACCACUUCUGUUGCUCCAUCCACCGCACCAAAGUCUUCCGCUUCCGUCUUCACUGAUGGUGCUGCUAAGAUUGGUGUUGCCGGUUUAGCUGCUGCUGCAGGUGCUGCUGUCUACUUGUUAUAA
Pichia membranifaciens NRRL Y-2026 is the source of this 327-nucleotide messenger RNA. RefSeq lists its product as hypothetical. The record is from RefSeq and is a predicted model, not a curated record. Gene Ontology annotation, molecular function: structural constituent of cell wall. Gene Ontology annotation, biological process: fungal-type cell wall organization. Gene Ontology annotation, cellular component: fungal-type cell wall. Bases 1 to 327 code for a protein of 108 amino acids. The transcript has a single exon. NCBI's taxonomy places the organism in Eukaryota, Fungi, Ascomycota, Pichiomycetes, Pichiales, Pichiaceae.